Messenger RNA from Galleria mellonella (greater wax moth), 1428 nucleotides. RefSeq names its product all trans-polyprenyl-diphosphate synthase PDSS2-like. Gene Ontology annotation, cellular component: transferase complex; mitochondrion. The transcript has 5 exons. NCBI's taxonomy places the organism in Eukaryota, Metazoa, Arthropoda, Insecta, Lepidoptera, Pyralidae. The record is from RefSeq and is a predicted model, not a curated record. The coding region runs from base 63 to 1376 and encodes 437 amino acids. Gene Ontology annotation, biological process: isoprenoid biosynthetic process; ubiquinone biosynthetic process. Gene Ontology annotation, molecular function: prenyltransferase activity.
UGUGGUAGUAAUAUUAAAAUGUUAUAAUUAUUAAUAUUAAAAUAAAUUAUAGAAUUACUAUAAUGCAAAUAAAAAUAUUGAAACUUUUGAAAACUGCUAAAAAUUCUUCAGGGAUACAUUGUCAUGUUCUAGCUAGAAAUCAUGGCAUUAAUUUAUAUUUGUCAAAUAAGAGUUUGAGCGUUACCAAGUAUUCCCGAUGGAGCGGGCUGGACCUCGGUGACCGCAAGGAGCUGGAGUGGCGGGAUGUGCUCACCGAGGCCGAACAGAUAGUGGGCUACCCCACCUCGUUCCUCAACUUACGCUGGCUGUUUAACGACGAGAUAGCCAAUACUGCUAUACAUCUUAGGAAGUUAGUGGGCUCAAACCAUCCUCUUCUAAAGUCCGCAAAGAAUCUUCUAAUUGGAUCCAAGAGCAACCUACAGUCCGUCGGUCUGAUCAUCCUCCUAAUAUCCAAGGCUGCAGGCUUCAAUAACUUGGAGUUUACCAGGGACCAGUACGAUUCUUGUGUUUUGCACUCACAGAGGGCGCUAGCGGAGAUUGUAGAAAUGAAAAGAACCGGCCACAUUAUUCAUAAGACCAUGGUUAACCUACGAGAAAAAGAGAAGCACGGAGAGAAGUAUAAAGAUCUGUUAUACGGGAAUAAAAUUGUAUUACUCACUGGGGAUUACCUGCUUGCCACGUGUCUACACCAGCUCGGAGGGCUGCGAAAUAAUGCAGUUACAGAGCUGAUCUCUACCGGUCUUAGGGAUCUGGUUGAAGGCGACUUUUUGGGUGAACACGAUAAGGAAAAUAAUCCCUGGCCUACACGACCUAAGGGCAGCAAUGAAAUGAGAAGCCAUUAUGAAUGGGAGAAGGAAGACAAUCUUAGAAAACUAGGCUCAAACGAGUAUCUCGGACAAGGGAAAGACGAGUGGAUCUAUCGGACGAUGCUUAUGUCUGGGAGCAUUCUCGGCAAGGGUUGCCAGGGCGCUAUGAAGCUGGCAAACCGCGGGGAACAAACAGAAAGGGACGCGUAUAUCCUUGGAGGACAUUUGGCCCUCAUAUGGCAACUGUAUUUGGACGUCAAAGAAUUCUUUACUCAUCCAUAUUUGUAUUCGUUAGUCGGUGCGCCUGUUACCUUUGCUCUAUGGGAGUAUCCCACCAUAUAUAGCCAUAUUCUAGAAGCCAAAUUGGACAAGAAGCCCGUAGAAUAUAAACAGUUGUACUACGCUGUGAGAGGCACCAGAGCUAUAGAUUAUUUGUCCAAUUUUCUCGAUGACGAGUUAGCGGCCGUGUUGAAAUAUUCGGAGAGGUUCCCGGUGACUGAUGCGAGGCUAUCGUUGCAGAAGAUGGCUCUUACAAUACACGGGGAAGCCGUACAAUAUAUAGAAAUGUAAUUGGAAUAAAGGUGUUUUAGUAAAAAAAGAAUUAAUAAAUAACAAGACAAUA